This is a messenger RNA of Notechis scutatus (mainland tiger snake), 1212 nucleotides long. RefSeq names its product even-skipped homeobox 1 (gene EVX1). Gene Ontology annotation, molecular function: DNA-binding transcription factor activity, RNA polymerase II-specific; RNA polymerase II cis-regulatory region sequence-specific DNA binding. The record is from RefSeq and is a predicted model, not a curated record. Gene Ontology annotation, biological process: regulation of transcription by RNA polymerase II. Lineage: Eukaryota; Metazoa; Chordata; Lepidosauria; Squamata; Elapidae. Gene Ontology annotation, cellular component: nucleus.
AUGGAAACCAGAAAGGAGAUGGUGCUGUUUCUGGACGGAGUUCAUCUUGGCCCUCUGGCUGGCAAGAGGGCGCCUAAUAUGGCAGAGGCCGUGGGGGCCCCGGAUCCACAGGACAAGAUGAUGCCCAGGAUUUGCUUGAGCCCUAGAGCUGCCUCCUUGUCCUCCCGGGAAAAUGGAGGAGCGGGAAGAGAAGAAGAAGAGGAGGAAGUAGAAGUCCGACCAGCGUCAGGGACCGUCCCAGAGAACCGCUCCGCAGCAGCAGCACUUCUUUCUGCUAAUCAGCAGACCUCCCUCCACCGCCUUCCCCCCACCAAAGCCCACCAAAGCAAUUCUGACACCGAAUCGGAUUUCUAUGAGGAAAUCGAGGUGAGCUGCACCCCGGACUGCGCCCCUGACAACGCGGAAUACCACCUCCAGCACGGCAAAGGCGAUCUCUCCAAGGGCAGCGGUGGCGCUGGCAGUGGUGGUGGAGGUGGAGGUAGUGGAGGUGGUGGAGGUGGAGGUGGAGGUUCUCAGGGGUCGCUGGCUUGCAGCGCCAGCGAUCAAAUGCGCCGUUAUCGCACCGCCUUCACGCGGGAGCAGAUAGCCAGGCUGGAGAAAGAGUUUUACCGGGAGAAUUACGUAUCCAGACCCAGGAGAUGCGAGCUGGCCGCAGCCUUAAACUUGCCCGAAACCACCAUCAAGGUGUGGUUCCAGAACCGGAGGAUGAAAGACAAGAGGCAGCGCCUGGCUAUGACAUGGCCCCACCCGGCGGAUCCAGCUUUCUAUACCUACAUGAUGAGCCACGCGGCGGCCACCGGCAACUUGCCCUACCCCUUCCCCUCCCACCUGCCCCUGCCUUAUUAUUCCCACAUGGGCCUCGGAGCCGCUUCGGCCGCAGCCGCCCCCUUCAAUUCCCCCCUGAGGCCGCUGGACACCUUUCGAGUCCUGUCCCACCCGUACCCGCGACCAGAACUGCUAUGCGCCUUCCGACACCCCUCUCUCUAUGCCGGUCCGACUCACGGGCUGAGCGGUGCCGGAGGGAGCCCGUGCUCCUGCUUGGCUUGCCACGGCAGUCAGGCGAGCGGGCUAAUCCAGCGGCCUUCGGGAUCGGACUUUAGCUGCUCGGCCACCACUCGGACGGACUCCUUUCUCACGUUUACACCUUCGGUGCUGAGCAAGGCCUCCCCGGUCCCGCUAGACCAGCGCGAAGAAGUCCCUUUGACCAGAUAA